AGUACCUGCAUGGUAGGAGUCCUUUAUUAUAUUCCAAGAUAUCCCGUUUAAACGCCCAUUGCUUCCCUUCUGUUACCCACUACCCUCGUAAGACAUCAUUCGCAAUGGCAUCAGGAGGCAAGCGUAUCGUUUUCACCGGUGGCAGCGGCAAGGCUGGCCGCCAUGUCAUCCCCGAGCUGCUCAAGCGAGGCCACAAGGUCCUUAACCUCGACCUCGCUCCCUUCCCGGAUCCCAAUGCAGGCAUCUUCACCCUGAAGACCGACCUCACCGACUCCGGCCAGGUCUUCAACGCCUUGACUACCCAUUAUAACUUUGAGGGCUACGAAUAUGGCCAUCCUGAACAGCCACCCGACGUGGUCAUCCAUUUCGCCGCCUACGCCCGCAACAUGCUCGUGCCCGACUCAGAGACCUUCCGCGGCAACGUCCUCUCCACCUACAACGUCAUCGAGGCUGCCUCCAAGCUCGGCGUCAAGAAGAUCAUGAUCGCUUCCUCUGAGACUGUCUAUGGGGUUUGCUUCUCCGAAGGCGUGACGGACUACCAUUCCUUUCCUUGCGAGGAGGAUUACGACGUCGAUCCUAUGGAUACGUAUGCGUUGAGCAAACUAUGCGGGGAGCGGACGGCGAGAACAUUCUCGAGAAGAUACGGCAAUGAUAUCUACGUCCUUCGAAUAGGCAACGUUAUCGAACCGCAUGAGUACGAGCGCGACUUCCCCACACAUGUCAACAAGCCCGAAACACGACGUCGCAAUGUUUGGUCGUACAUUGAUGCGCGAGACCUGGGCCAGAUCUGCGAUCUCUGCAUCCAGAAGAGCGGUCUCGGGUUCCAAGUGUUCAAUGCCACGAACGAUACCAUUACGACGACCGUGCCGACGGAGGAGUUCUUGAAGAAGAACGAGCCCAACACGAAGAUUACGAGGAAAAUGGGUGAGUGGGAAGCGCCGCUAAGCAAUCGGAAGAUUAGAGAGGUGCUUGGUUUUAAGGAAGAGCAUGACUGGCGGAAGUACUACAAGCCUUCGUAGAGAGGCCGACGGUUUCGUAGACCGCGUAUACCCCGUAGUAGAGGAGAUAUCUCUACUAAUCUCUAUGUCUUUCGUCGACAUUACCUUUAGAUAUAUCCGUUACUAUUACGUGCCGUC
Molecule: messenger RNA, 1136 nt
Organism: Baudoinia panamericana UAMH 10762
Lineage: Eukaryota; Fungi; Ascomycota; Dothideomycetes; Mycosphaerellales; Teratosphaeriaceae
Exons: 2
Coding region: 105-1019 (304 amino acids)
Source: RefSeq, a predicted model, not a curated record